Molecule: messenger RNA, 183 nt
Organism: Fusarium odoratissimum NRRL 54006
Lineage: Eukaryota; Fungi; Ascomycota; Sordariomycetes; Hypocreales; Nectriaceae
Exons: 1
Coding region: 1-183 (60 amino acids)
Source: RefSeq, a predicted model, not a curated record
AUGGAGCCAGAGACAGUAGCCACCUCCUUUGAGAAAGAUGCUUGCAAGACAAAGGACAAUGCCCCCAAGGGCAAGACUCGAAGUAGUUCUCUUCUAACAAUCAGCUCGGGCUUCACCUUCCUCGCUGCCCUUCCUGGAGGAUCAAGCUCUUCGUCGUCUUUCAGAUCAUCAUCUUUUCGAUAA